Molecule: messenger RNA, 189 nt
Organism: Aspergillus melleus
Lineage: Eukaryota; Fungi; Ascomycota; Eurotiomycetes; Eurotiales; Aspergillaceae
Exons: 2
Coding region: 1-189 (62 amino acids)
Source: RefSeq, a predicted model, not a curated record
AUGUUCGACUCCCACCCCACAGAAGGCAAACCGCCUUCCUUCAAAGGCAGCGCGAUCAUGUACCUAGCCGAGAGCAAGGAGGCGGCGAUCGAGUUGAUUAAAAAGGAUAUCUAUACCGUCUCGGGCGUGUGGGAUGUUGAGAAUGCGCAGGUCAUUCCGUUCAAAUCCGCCGUUAGGGUUGGGCUGUGA